Messenger RNA from Durusdinium trenchii, 1512 nucleotides. NCBI's taxonomy places the organism in Eukaryota, Dinophyceae, Suessiales, Symbiodiniaceae. The record is from the annotation of a GenBank genome assembly.
AUGCGGAAGCGAAGCAGAGGAUCGAGGGGGGGCGGCGCCCGCUCGAAGGAGAGCCUGGUGGCGUUGAUGGGUGAGGCGCUGGCGCAGGGCGACCGCGACUAUGCCUACCAGCUGCUCGACAUCGAAGGUGACGCCGUGGAUGCACGCAGCCUGAGCGUCUUCUUUCAGGCCGCCCCGUGUGGGGCGACGACGCGCACCGCAGACUUCGAUCGGGCGAUGGAAGUGGUGAGCAGGCACUGGAAGAAGAUGGACGAAGGCUUGGUGAACGUGAUGUUGGAGGCCUGCGUGGGGUUGCGGGACUCUCAGCGUUUGAACCAAGUGCUGUCCUUCUUGAAGAGGUGCAACUGGGAGCUGCCCCCAUCCUGGAGCAACAGCAGUUACUCCGCGCUGAUCAAGGCGUUGGGGUCGACGCAACAGAUGCACAAGGCCCAGGAGCUGUGGCAGAAGAUCCAGCAGCAGGGCAUUGUCCCGAACGAACACAUGUUUGCACAGAUGAUCGAUGUGCUAGUCACAGGCCGAAAGUUCCAGGACGCCUUGAAGCUCUUUCAGGAGAUGCAGCAGAUCCACACCUGCAGGAUCCGCUCGAGUGGUGUGGCCAUGGCCUACGCGAUGAUCGUGAAGGGAUACACACAGCAGAAGGACGCGGCGAGCGCCCUGCGGUUGUACGAGGAGAUGAAGGCCAAAGGCGUCCAGGUGGGCGUGGUGGUGCUCAACACCCUGAUCGACGCCUGCUGCCGCACCGGCGAUCUGGCGAAAGCCUCGUGCCUGCUGGACGACAUGGCCGACUUCGAGCUGUGUCCCGACCUCAUCACCUAUAGCACGCUGAUCAAAGGUCAUUGUGCCAAAGGUGACUUGGACAAGGCGUUGGAGCUCUUUGGGGCCAUGCGUCGGCGAGGCAUCAAGCCAGACGCCAUUGUCUUCAACAGUUUGCUGGACGGCGGUGCGCGGAAGGAGCUGCCCAUGCUCUGCGAACAGGUCGUCAACGACAUGAUCGCCGCCGGGGUGCCGCCGAGCAACUACUCGGCCUCGAUCCUCAUCAAGCUCUACGGCCGGAUUUCGGACCUGGACGCCGCCUUCAAGGUCUUGGAGGAGAUGCCCCGGAAGUUCGGCUUCCGCCCGAACGCGGCCGUCUAUACGACGCUGAUGUCCUCUUGCACGUGGAACGGGCGGAUGGAUUUGGCCUUGGCGCUCAAGAAUCGCAUGAUCCAGGAUGGCCAGUUACCGGAUGAAAAGACCUACUCCACCUUGCUGCGGGGCGCCAUGCGCUCUGGGCAAAGCGAGCAGAUCGCCGCCCUCCUCUGGGAGGCGUUGGAGCAAGGAGAAGCACGCAGAUGCCAACUGCUGGCGGAUGAUGUGGCGCAGAAUGCCUUGCAAAGCAUGUCGCGCCGCGCGUCUUCCAACCUGGGCGCCGAGGAGCUGCUGCAGCGUUUGCGCGCGGCGGGCUACGAGGUGCGGCGACCCCAGGGCAAGACCAGUCAUGGUCACGAUCGAUCGAGACGUACCAAGUGCUGA